AUGUCUCGCCGAAGCCAGCGCCUCACGCGCUACCCCCAGGGCGAUGAUGACGGCGGCAGCAGCAGUGGAGGGAGUUCGGUGAUGGGGAGCCAGAGCACCCUGUUUAAAGACAGCCCUCUCAGGACCUUGAAGAGGAAGUCCGGCAACAUGAAGCGCCUCUCCCCAGCGCCGCAGCUGGGCCCCUCCUCCGACACGCACACGUCCUACUACAGCGAGUCGGUGGUCAGGGAGUCCUACUUUGGCAGCCCCCGGGCCGCCUCCCUUGCCAGGAGCUCCAUCCUCGACGACCAGCUGCAUAGCGACCCCUACUGGGGUGAGGAUCUGCGGGUGAGGAGGAGGAGAGGGACGGGCGGCACCGAAAGCAGCAAACUCAACGGGCUCUCUGAGAACAAGGGCUCCGAGGACUUCCUGGGGUCCUCCUCAGGUUACUCUUCAGAGGAUGACUAUGCAGGAUACUCGGAGACUGACCACCGUGGUUCGGGUUCACGGUUAAGGAACGCAGCCUCUUGGGCAGCCUCUUUUUUCUGGAUGGUGGUCACUUCUCCAGGCCGGCUGUUUGGACUCCUCUACUGGUGGGUUGGCACCACCUGGUAUCGCCUGACAACAGCUGCCUCCCUCCUCGAUGUCUUCGUUUUAACCAGGCGCUUCUCAUCCGUGAAGACAUUCCUGUGGUUCCUCUUGCUGCUGCUGCUUCUGACCGGCCUGACCUAUGGUGCCUGGUAUUUCUACCCCUAUGGGCUGCAGACCUUCCACCCUGCGAUGGUUUCCUGGUGGGCAGCGAAGGGCGGCAGCAGGCAGCAUGACGUGUGGGAGUCCAGAGACUUCCAGGCUGAGCAGCGCAUCUUGUCCCGGGUACACUCUCUGGAGCGACGCCUAGAAGCUCUCGCUGCCGAAUUUUCCUCCAACUGGCAGAAGGAGGCUGUGCGGCUGGAACGUCUGGAGCUGCGACAAGGGGCUGCUGGUGGGGGAGGCCACGUAGGCCUGAGCCACGAGGACACCCUGGCACUUCUAGAAGGGCUGGUGAGCCGCCGCGAGGCUGCCCUGAAGGAGGACUUCCGUAGGGACACCGCCGCUCGGAUCCAGGAAGAGCUGGUCACCCUGAGAGCAGAACAUCAACAAGACUCAGAAGACCUCUUCAAGAAAAUUGUCCAGGCCUCCCAGGAGUCUGAGGCUCGACUCCAGGAGCUGAAGUCCGAGUGGCAAAGGAUGACCCAAGAGUCCUUCCGAGAGAACUCCAUGAAGGAGCUGGGGCAACUGGAGGGCCAGCUGGCAGGCUUGCGGCAGGAGCUGGCGGCCCUGAGCCUGAAGCAGAGCUCGGUGGCAGACCAAGUGGGCCUCUUGCCCCAGCAGCUGCAGGCGGUGAGGGAUGACGUGGAGUCCCGGUUCCCUGCCUGGAUCAGUCAGUUCCUUCUGCACGGCGGGGGGACCCGCAACGGGCUCCUUCAGCAGGAAGACAUGCAAGUUCAGCUGCGGGAGCUGGAGGGCAGGAUCCUCGCCCACGUGGCCGAGAUGCGGGGCGAGUCGGCGAGGGAGGCCGCCGCCAGCCUGGGGCUGACGCUGCAGAGGGAAGGCGUGAUCGGGGUGACAGAGGAGCAGGUGCAGCGCAUCGUAAACCAGGCCCUGAAGCGCUACAGUGAGGACCGCAUCGGGAUGGUGGACUACGCUCUGGAAUCAGGAGGGGCGAGUGUUAUCAGCACCCGAUGUUCUGAGACCUAUGAGACCAAGACGGCCCUCCUCAGUCUCUUCGGCAUCCCCCUGUGGUACCACUCCCAGUCGCCCCGAGUCAUUCUCCAGCCAGAUGUGCACCCAGGCAACUGCUGGGCCUUCCAGGGGCCCCAGGGCUUUGCUGUGGUUCGCCUUUCUGCCCGCAUCCGCCCCACUGCUGUCACCUUAGAGCAUGUCCCCAAGUCCUUGUCCCCCAACAGCACCAUCUCCAGUGCCCCCAAGGACUUUGCCAUCUUUGGAUUUGAUGAAGAUGCGCAGCAAGAGGGGACACUUCUUGGCCAGUUCACCUACGACCAGGAUGGGGAGCCCAUUCAGACCUUUUAUUUUCAGGACACUAAAAUGGCCACAUACCAGGUGGUGGAGCUUCGGAUCUUGACUAACUGGGGCCACCCCGAGUACACCUGCAUCUACCGCUUCCGGGUGCAUGGGGAACCCACCCACUAG
This is a messenger RNA of Puma concolor (puma), 2169 nucleotides long. RefSeq names its product Sad1 and UNC84 domain containing 2 (gene SUN2). Gene Ontology annotation, molecular function: protein-membrane adaptor activity. The record is from RefSeq and is a predicted model, not a curated record. Lineage: Eukaryota; Metazoa; Chordata; Mammalia; Carnivora; Felidae. Gene Ontology annotation, cellular component: nuclear envelope; meiotic nuclear membrane microtubule tethering complex.